Molecule: messenger RNA, 2490 nt
Organism: Melanotaenia boesemani (Boeseman's rainbowfish)
Lineage: Eukaryota; Metazoa; Chordata; Actinopteri; Atheriniformes; Melanotaeniidae
Gene: dnajb12b
Product: DnaJ heat shock protein family (Hsp40) member B12b
Exons: 9
Coding region: 551-1654 (367 amino acids)
Biological process (GO): cellular response to misfolded protein
Cellular component (GO): endoplasmic reticulum membrane
Molecular function (GO): Hsp70 protein binding
Source: RefSeq, a predicted model, not a curated record
UACCUCCUACCCAUCUACGCGGAAAACGCUUAUAUUUUCUCACGUCAUUCACAUAAAAAAGGAAGGGGGUGGCUAAGACGUUCUGUAUAAGGAGAUGUAUACGGAAAAAACCCAAGCAAUGGGGUGAACUCCAGAAAUCUACUCCACACUCCAAUACUUCCAUUUUAAUUGAUUUUAACCGAUAUAAUGUAAGUAGCUCCUUAAGAGGACAUGGAAAUAAACACUGUGACAGUGUUAAACUAAGAACUGAAAGAUAUCCGGACUUUAAACCACUUUGGAGGUUUUUACCCUUACAGCCUGACCUGUAUAUGAAAGCCAGCUAUUUGUCUCCAUCUAGUGGAUUUGUAAAACAGCACAAGGGAUGCAACUGUCAUUCCUUGCAAACGAGACUAAUUUAUUUCUAAAAAGAAGAUGCAAAGUCUCAAGUCACUAGCAGCAAAACCUGACUACCAUGCCAGUAAACUGAUAUCAACCCAACUGUGUGCAGCAUCUGUAUGACGUCAUCGGGAAGCGCCUGUAUUUACUUCCAGUCCAGUUAGCCGCUGCUGCAAUGGAAGUAAACAGGGAUGAAGCGGAGCGCUGCAUUGAUAUUGCAACUGCGGCAUUACACAGCCACCAUCCGGAGAAGGCACUAAGGUUCCUGGAAAAGGCACAGAGACUCUACCCGACAGAAAAAGCAGAGGCGCUGCUGGAUCUAAUAGCAAAGAAUGGAUUCACACCCAGGCAAGGUGCCCACUCAGACUUCAGCGGGGUCUCUGGGCCUCGACAGCGGGAGAGUACUGGUGAGGAUGCCAGACCUGAUGAAAAGCCGUCAGACACUUCAAAACCCUUCACCUCAGAACAGCUAGACGCUGUGAGAAGCAUAAAACAAUGUAAAGACUUCUAUGAAAUCCUCGGAGUCCAGAAAGACGCCUCCGAAGAUGAGCUGAAGCGAUCAUACAGAAAACUCGCUCUGAGAUUUCAUCCUGACAAAAAUCGUGCUCCUGGAGCAACAGAGGCAUUUAAAGCUAUUGGAAAUGCCUACGCUGUUCUGAGUAACGCCAACAAAAGACAGCACUAUGACCAAUGUGGCGAUAAGAGAAAACACCCAUCAAGCACUUGCUCAGACAAUGGAAACUUUGAGCCAGACAUUUCACCUGAAGACCUCUUUAACAUGUUCUUUGGAGGAGGUUAUCCAUCAAGCAAUGCUCAUGUAUAUGCAAAUGGUCGGAUGCGUAACCAAAGGCGUGAGAGAAGAGAACGUCAGCAGGAUGGAGGUCUAGCACUCUUUGCGCAAGUCAUACCCAUCCUCAUCCUGGUUAUUGUGUCAGCUGUUAGUCAGAUAAUGGUCAAUAACCCCUCCUACAGCCUCAGCUUCAGGCCGUCAGCAGGUUACACACAGAAGAGGCUGACUGAAAACCUGAAGGUGCCAUAUUAUGUAGGGGAGCAGUUUUCCAAAGAGUUUACUGGUAUGAAUCUGAAAAAUCUGGAGCGUUCAGUGGAAGAUGAUUAUAUUUCAAACCUUCGCAACAACUGCUGGAAGGAGAAACAACAAAAGGAGGGCAUGUUAUACAGAGCUCGCUACUUUGGAGACACUGAGCUGUACCAGAGAGCACAGAGGGCUCGAACACCAAGCUGUGCAAAGCUGUCUGAUAUCACAGCAUCGUUACAGUAAAAGCAGGCUUCCAGAAUCCCCAUAAAAGACGACUGGCUGUAAAUACUUAAGCUUUAACAAUUUGAAGGCUGAAGACGACUCAAGUAACACAUACAAAUCAUAAAUCCUCACCACAGGCUGGUUGAUGAAACUCUGUGGCAUUUUUGUUGUGAAACUAACAGAAAAAUGUUUCUAAAAAUUGUUAUGAAAUGAAGAAGCCAUGUAACAUCCUGUUAACCUUAGUUCUGACUUGGAGCCAUGAAGCUGACAAUGAUUGCUUCACCUUUUUGUUUGUGAUAACCCAAGAUUUAGCUAAAAUCCUGUAUAGUUUAGCUAUAAAUAGUCAUAUGGAUGUUACUUAUGUAGCCGUUUCAGAACAUUGAACGCUUCCUCCUUUUUUUGUGCAAAUUAGCAGAGAAAACAUCCCCACUGACUCUAAAUGCACUUUCUAACUAUGCAGGGAUAUUAUGAACCUCUUAUGAAUAUGUUCACUUACUUCUAGGCUUUGUUAGACACUUAACACCUAUUUGUCUUUUUUUGGUUGUGUAUGUGUGAGAAGAAAUAGGAAACCUUGUCACUUUGCAUUGUUUAUUUGUAUGAAGCAGAGUCUUGCAGCGUAACCUCACUUCACACUAGAUACCAAGAGGGUGUGAGGUGUGCCUACCCACCAAGUGGGACAAUAGUUUUAGUUUUAGUGUAAUGUCACUGUUACAUCUUAUUUGUCUAAGUUGAUAGUAUGCUAUUUUAUUCUUUAUAAUUUUUGAGUAACUGGAUUUUAAGAAGAGAACAGUAGAGACUUUGCUCACUUUUUCCACCAUGUUUUUACUCCCUGUUGAAAAUAAAUGUGGAUGCUUCAA